Messenger RNA from Xyrauchen texanus (razorback sucker), 1640 nucleotides. RefSeq names its product deoxyribonuclease gamma-like. Gene Ontology annotation, molecular function: DNA nuclease activity. Gene Ontology annotation, cellular component: nucleus. The transcript has 8 exons. Gene Ontology annotation, biological process: DNA catabolic process. The record is from RefSeq and is a predicted model, not a curated record. Bases 52 to 915 code for a protein of 287 amino acids. NCBI's taxonomy places the organism in Eukaryota, Metazoa, Chordata, Actinopteri, Cypriniformes, Catostomidae.
UUUAAGGGGUGUUCACUGUUUCCCCUCUCAUUCAAAUACACCUCAUUCAGAAUGACGCUGACCAGAGCUCUGUUCCUGCUGUUGAACCUCGGAGGAGUCCUGACCCUAAAGAUAUGCUCCUUCAACAUACAGUCAUUUGGAGAGAGAAAAAUCUCCAAACCAGAUGUGCUGGACAUUAUCGUCAAGAUCAUCUGUCGCUGUGACCUCAUGCUCAUCAUAGAGAUCAAAGAUGCGACAGGGAAUGCGUUCCGUCAACUCAUGACUGUCCUGAACAGGACAUACAGAACACGAGCAGAUGAAUUUAGUUACGUUAUUAGCGAGAGACUGGGGAGAAAAUCCUAUAAGGAGCAGUAUGCAUUCAUAUACAGGCAGAAGAUGGUGUCUGUGAAUGCAGUCUAUCAGUAUCCAGACAAACAAACUGGAGAUGAAGACGCUUUUGCUCGAGAGCCGUUUGUCGUUUGGUUUUCGUCUCCAAAAACUGAAAUCAAGGAUUUUGUCAUCAUUCCCAUUCACACGGUCCCAGAGGCAGCCGUGAAAGAAAUUGAUGAAUUGUAUGAUGUUUAUCAAAAUGUCUCAGAGCUGUGGCAAUCUGAGAACUUCAUCAUCAUGGGCGAUUUCAACGCUGCCUGCGGUUAUGUGCAAAAGAGACAGUGGGUGAACAUCCGUCUGCGAUCUGAUAGUGAAUUUGUGUGGUUGACCGGGGACAAGCUGGACACAUCAGUGAAGGCGUCGACCAAAUGUGCUUAUGACAGGGUCGUUCUCCAUGGAGAGAAGAUGGUUGAAGCUGUGAACCCUGAAUCAGUGGAGGUGUUCAACUUCAAAGAUGAAUUUAAACUCACUGAGCGACAGGCUCUGGCAGUGAGUGACCAUUUUCCACUCUGCAUUACUGUGAAAGAAGCACGGAGGAGAGGAUGACCACAUUCUCCUUGUACACUUUUACUUGCCUACCACAGUUCAGACUGACGUACAGCUUGUAUUAGAAAAUGUAUAUGUUAUAACAUACUACCUAUUAAUCAGAGAUGUAGACAGUGAGAGAUCAAUGGUUUAGUAGAAACAAGUGGAAUGUUUUACUGAAAGGUGAUGAAGUGCUGUUUAGAAACCAGCAGUUUAAAGUGUUGGUUUACCUGUUGCUGUGAGACCGUAAGCGAUUUAGUUUGCAAGGUUGUUACUACUCUUAAUCUACAUGAAUUAACUCCAUACAUGGCAACUAAAUAUUGCCUUUUUCACUCAUAACAAUAUGCUGUAGAUGACAAUAAAUUAGAGGCUUCUUAAUAAUGUUCUUUCAAAUUAUUUUUCACCACAGAGCUUAUUUUUAUUUAUUUUUUUUAUUUAACCAGAAGAGCUCUCUGAGAUUAAAAAUCUCUUUCACAGGAGUGUCCUGGCCAAAAUGUGCAGCAGUACAAUCAGUUCCAUUACAGAUAAACAUCACACAGACGGACUAAAAAACACUUAAAAGCAAUUGCAUAAUGUUAGAUCAGCUUCUAUUCGCCGGAUAACUGAUUUAAAACGUUCUAGAGUCAGCAGAUUUUCUAAUUUUAAUUUAGAUUGGAAAAGAUUCCAAUCAAACGGCACUGCGUACAUAAAAGACUUCUUACCUAACUCAGUUCGAGUAAAAGGAACAGAAAGAGUAUAGAAGUUUU